This is a messenger RNA of Loxodonta africana (African savanna elephant), 4933 nucleotides long. It is a transcript of the gene DAB2, whose product is annotated as DAB adaptor protein 2. The transcript is spliced from 17 exons. Gene Ontology annotation, biological process: receptor-mediated endocytosis; positive regulation of endocytosis; negative regulation of canonical Wnt signaling pathway. Gene Ontology annotation, cellular component: cytoplasm; plasma membrane. The coding region runs from base 637 to 3123 and encodes 828 amino acids. The record is from RefSeq and is a predicted model, not a curated record. Lineage: Eukaryota; Metazoa; Chordata; Mammalia; Proboscidea; Elephantidae.
UUCCUUUAGUUGGCUUGCCCGGCGAUCGCCCCCAGCUGGUGGGGCUCGGGGAGCCGGAGGGAGCCGGGUCCUCGGCGUGGCAGCCGUUCGAGUUAAUAAACAGUUAAGUUUGGAAGACUCAGCAGACACGUUGAGGGGGAGUUACCAAGCCCAGGCAGCAAAAACAUCCCGGCACAUUCCUGGGGAGUCCUCAGCUGCCAGCAUCUGAUUAGAACCAUAUCUCUCGCCGGGAGUGGCUGCGCGGCUUCGAGGCUCCCGGCCCGGCGGGUACUUAAGCUGAGCCCACGGUGUCCGCUGCUUACAGCCUGGAGGCUCCGGGGACCGCGGAGUCAUGCUCGCAUCGCAGGGGCGCUAGCUAGCGUGAUCCCUUUACCAGGACUGAUCUCUUUCCAAAAAUCAAUUCAUUCUAAAACCUGCUGAAGCAAAUGGGCAUGACUGACAAUUCUGUAACCAUGUUGGAAGGAUUGUGCUUUCGAAUGUUGGAGUUAAGCUGAUUAUUCUCAGCAAAGGGAAGCAAAUCUGGAAGCAAGCCUUCUAUCAUCUACCACUUGGACUUUGGAAAAGUCCGUGAUGGGGGGCCUCGCUCUUUAAGCCUGAGGAGAAAGCCAAUCCAAUCCUGGACCAUCUAUCUAGCCCAUGCCUGCAACCCAUGUGUUGUUGAACUUGACAUUGCCUAAUCAAGACAGAUUUGAAGAAAUAGCUGCCCAAAUACUUCAGGUGUCUGUAGGUUAUGUUCAUUUGAGACUUCUCCACUGGAAAUCGCCUGGUGUCAUUAAGUGUAUGCUGGAGCUGGGGUUUGCUACCUGCCCUCUUGCCAUGUCUAACGAAGUAGAAAUAAGUACAACCAAUGGUCAGCCUGACCAACAAGCUGCACCAAAAGCACCAUCAAAGAAGGAAAAGAAGAAAGGCCCUGGAAAGACAGAUGAGUAUCUCUUGGCCAGGUUCAAAGGUGAUGGUGUAAAAUACAAGGCGAAGCUAAUUGGCAUUGAUGAUGUGCCAGAUGCAAGAGGGGAUAAAAUGAGCCAAGAUUCUAUGAUGAAACUCAAAGGAAUGGCGGCAGCUGGUCGGUCUCAGGGACAACACAAACAAAGGAUCUGGGUCAACAUUUCACUCUCUGGGAUAAAAAUAAUUGAUGAGAAAACUGGGGUAAUAGAGCACGAACAUCCAGUAAAUAAAAUUUCUUUCAUUGCCCGUGAUGUGACAGACAACCGGGCAUUUGGUUACGUAUGUGGAGGAGAAGGCCAGCACCAGUUUUUUGCCAUAAAAACUGGACAACAGGCCGAGCCACUAGUGGUUGAUCUUAAAGACCUUUUUCAAGUUAUCUAUAAUGUAAAGAAAAAGGAAGAAGAAAAGAAAAAGACUGAAGAAGCCAACAAAGCAGUAGAGAAUGGGAGUGAGGCACUAAUGAAGCUUGAUGAACAAGCUACCAAACUGAAAUUGGGUAUUGACCAGAUGGAUUUGUUUGGGGACAUGUCUACACCUCCUGACCUAAAUAGCCCAACAGAAAGCAAAGAUAUCCUGUUAGUGGAUCUAAACUCUGAAAUCGACACCAAUCAGAAUUCUUUAAAAGAAAAUCCAUUCUUAACAAAUGGCAUCACCUCCUGCUCUCUUCCACGACCAAAGCCUCAGGCAUCCUUCUUGCCUGAAAAUGCUUUUUCUGCCAAUCUCAACUUCUUUCCCACCCCUAAUCCUGAUCCUUUCCGUGACGAUCCUUUCACUCAACCAGACCAAUCGGCACCCUCUUCGUUUGAUUCUCUCACAUCUCCAGAUCAGAAGAAAGAGAAUUUGAGUAGCUCGUCUACUCCACUGAGUAAUGGGCCCCUGAAUGGCGAUGUUGAUUACUUUGGUCAGCAAUUUGACCAGAUUUCUAACCGGACUGGCAAACAGGAGGCUCAGGCAGGCCAGUGGCCUUUUCCGAGCACACAGACCCAGCCAGCAGUGAGAACUCAGAAUGGGGUAUCUGAAAGAGAACAAAAUGGCUUCCAUGUCAAAUCCUCCCCGAACCCAUUUGUGGGGAGCCCUUCCAAAGGACUGUCAGUACCGAAUGGGGUAAAGCAGGACUUGGAAAGCCCUGUCCAGUCCUCACCACAUGACUCCAUAGCCAUUAUCCCACCUCCACAAAGCACCAAACCAGGAAGAGGCAGAAGGACUGCUAAGUCUCCAGCAAAUGACUUGCUUGCAUCAGACCCCUUUGCUCCUCCCAUCUCAGAGUCUCCACGACAGACCUCACCUACAGGACAACCUGCAGCCCUACAGACCAACCCUCUGGAUCUCUUCAAGACAAGUGUUUCUGCCCCAGUGGGGUCCUUUGUGGGUCUAGGUGGUAUACCAGUUACGCCUCCUCAGGCAGCACUGUGGACUGCACCAUCUUUAGUCUUCAGUCAGCCUACUUCAGUGGUCCCAGGAACCAUGAUAAGUGGUCAGCCUUCAGGAUUCGGUCAGCCACUGGUUUUUGGCACAAACCCACCUGUUCCAGGUUGGAACCAACCUUCAUCAUUUGCAGGCUCAGCUCCAUCUCCAGGCCCUACUGUUUGGAGUCCUUCAGCAUCUGUGGCACCCAACAAUUGGCCAUCAACAACAACCUCUCUGAGGAAUCCUUUCCAGACCAAUAUUUUUCCAGCUCCUGCUGUGUCAGCCCAGCUCCCCUCAAUGCAACCCUCUCUCCCGGUCACUCCUCCUCAGCCACCUCCUAGAACUGCCGUACCAACAGACAUCUCCAGUGAUGCCUUCACUGCCUUAGACCCACUUGCAGAUAAAGAAGUCAAAGAGGUGAAAGAAAUGUUUAAGGACUUGCAACUGAGGCAGCCACCAGUGCCUGCAAGAAAGGGAGAGUCUGGGGCUUUGGGUGCUUUCUCCAAUUAUUUCAACAGCAAAGUCGGCAUUCCUCAGGAGAAUGCAGACCAGGAUGACUUGGAUGCUAAUCAACUGUUGAACAAGAUCAAUGAACUAUCAAAGUCUGUUCCAAGACAAAGUGCCCUGCCACUUCCCAAAUCUGCUGACAGUGCAUUUGAGAACCCUUUCUCUAAAAAUUCUUUCAAUUCAUCAUCACAAGUCCCUAUGCCUCCUCCUCAAUCUGCAGCUCCUGAUGUAUAUAGGGCUUCUUUUGCAAACCCAUUUUCCUAACUUCUGAACUUGGUAUGCUGACUAUCCAGAGGAACAAAAAGGUUGACCUGAGUAAUCAAGGACAAAGCUAAUAGCCAGACAUGUCCUGACUUGCCCUUGUUCCAGCUUGGACAUGUUAUCUGUUGCCUUAUUUCUUGCUGCUUCUUCCACUUAUAAAAUGCCUUUCAUUUUCUGUCUAGGUUAAAGCUAAACUGAGUUAAUGGCUUUAAAUAAAUUAAGAACCUAAAUUCUCUAGCAUAAAUGUAAAUGAAGUAGCUUCCCUCCUUGAACUCUUGCCUAUUGUAUCCCUAGAACCUUCUAGAAUAUUCUACCAAUCACUCUCCGGUUGGGAGAUGGCAGCCACCACAAACUCAUCAGAGCAUACUGUUUUGAAUAAAUUUUCAAAUCCUUUCCAUUCAGCGUUGUUUGGAGUUCUGUUUUAGGGCGCAAAACCUAAAGAUUGUGGUAGAACAAGGCACUUCUUAAAAGAAGUCUGACUUUAGACCAUUACUUAAAAGAGAAUUUUUAAAGUAAAAACUGAAGCAAGUCUAACUACUUUUUAGGCAUCUUGGACUUUAACAUACCUUCUAACUUCUUUUUAGGCAUCUUGGACUUUAACAUACCUAAGGACCCUUUUAAAGAUGUGGCUUCUCCUCUUUCUGAAGCUGUUUUCUCCUAAGGUCAAGAUCAUCUUUUAUCCAGUCCCUUGCUGGCUGUUGCAAAUGAGGGCAAAGCAUUAUGCAUCUCUUUUCUCCUUUUCCCUUCGAUCUCUUUUCAGUCACUUUUGCUCCUGAAUUCAUAUAACAUUACCUCCCUUUCACAUGCAACAAGAUUGUAUGGGAAGAAAAUCCAAUGAUUCACAGACCUGGAGCAGCUCUGCAUUCUCAGUAAUCUCUAAUCCCAGUAACUAGAACGGCAAAUAGGCACAAGCUUUCUUCUUUCUGUGGCGUAGGUAGUUAUUCCCUUGAGCUGAACCUCCAGGAGAAGAAUUCAUAUUGAAGAGAAAGAGAAGUCAACUCAGCAAUGAAGGACUGUAUUUAGAAGGGCAACCCAUCACAAAGCUAAACGUGAUUGCAUCAAACUCAUUAGGUGCUUAUUUGGGGUCAUGCUAGGCCUUUAUAAAGUAACUGGAAAACUUUCUUGAAGCCUCAGAUCUCAUAAUUAAUAGGAAGAUAAGUGGGGAAAAGACGUAGAACAAGUAUUUGAUAUUAUCAUUUAAAAUCUAAUGUCUGUGAAAGUUUUCCCUUUCAUGAACUUUUCUAGGUGAUUUUCAGUCCUAUCGUUAGCACAGUUCUGAAGAGUAUGUUCUUGCCAAAAUGAGUUUUGUUUGUUGUUGUUUUUUAAUGUUAGGUUUGUUUUUGUUUUGUUUUGUUUUAAUGUUGUCUUUUAACCCUUAAUGCUCAGGUUCUUGUGGGUGUUAAUCAGCCACAUACAAUGUUACUUUCAGAUGGAAGAAGAGGAUGUCUGCUCAGGAUCUAAACAAGAUGUGGCCUCAUGAACCUCUAUCGAUUAGCCCUCAGUAUCCAAGCUGAAGUCCUGUGGUUGUCUGUUAUAGGUGAUCAUGUAUGGCAUAGUUUUCCAUCUGGCGUCCUAGUCAGUCAUUAUAAACACAGACUUGAAAUAGCAUUUUAAAUGUCCAAAUAGCUAAAUGUGCUAAGCUGGAGGCAACUAUUUCUAGGUAAUUGAAUUUUUUGAAAGUAGAUAAAAUUUUGAAAGUGAUAUUCAGCCACACGACUGUUGUGUACAUACUUAUUUUCUCUUGUGCACUUUUCUAUAUCCAAAUAAAGCUAUAAAUUUACUCAUUUCAAUAAACUGGAAUGGCAGAAUCUCA